Molecule: messenger RNA, 1184 nt
Organism: Pygoscelis adeliae (Adelie penguin)
Lineage: Eukaryota; Metazoa; Chordata; Aves; Sphenisciformes; Spheniscidae
Gene: LRRC20
Product: leucine rich repeat containing 20
Exons: 5
Coding region: 92-724 (210 amino acids)
Cellular component (GO): extracellular matrix
Molecular function (GO): protein binding
Source: RefSeq, a predicted model, not a curated record
CCCUCUCCCAAGGGGCCGGAGUGGCUGGUUUCUCCCUCUGGCCGUGGAUCCCCCUGGCCGAAGCACGUCCCCGGUGGGACCGGGUGCCCGCAUGCAGAAGAGGAUGGGUGAGGCGGUGGCCCGGGUGGCCAGGAAGGUGAACGACACGGUGGAGAACAAAACGGAUUCCCUUGAUCUGGCCAACUGCAAACUGAUGACCUUCCCCAUCGGCAUCUACAAAGCCAUGAGGAGUGUCACCGAGGGAAUCCACAACAUCUCCCUGGCAAACAAUGAGCUGAAGUCCCUCACCAGCCGAUUUGUCACCACCUUCAGCCAGCUGAGAGAGCUCAAUCUGGCAGGCAACUACCUGCACCGCCUGCCCGAGGAAGUCACCUCCCUGCUACACCUCCGGGCCAUCAACCUUUCCCGCAACAGGUUUCGGCGUUUCCCUGAGCCCCUGGCUGCCGUCGCCACCCUGGAGACCAUCGACCUGGAAGAGAACGAGAUCGCAGCUGCAAAGGAGCCAGUGAGUGGGUUUCCAUCAGCAAGUUUGGAGGAGACUGGCAGGAGCUGGUGCCCACCAAAGGAUGUGGAAGUGCCAGUGGAGAAGCUGGCCACCAUGGCAUCGCUGCGGAGCCUCAACCUGCGGGCGAACCCUGUCGGCCCCGAGGUGCGGCUGCUUGUCCGGCCCCUCAUCCCCUUCGACCUGCUGCUGUCACCAGAGGAGCCUGUCCCCAAAGCCUGAGAGGGUCUCGGGUGCCCGGGCGAGCUCUCCCGAAGGGCGACUGCCUGCAAGAGUGGUUUGGCUUAGGUCAGUCCCUGCUAUGCCGCUAUUUCUGUCCCAAACCCGCAGCGAGUCAGCCAGUCCCUCUUUUUUUUUUUUUUCUCCUUAAUAAAAAGCAAGCAGCGGGUCUCCUCUGCGAAGGGAUGGCUCUGCCAGCUCCCGAGCUGGGGAAUCUCCUGCUUUGUGUUUUGCCAGUGCUUGGGGAGGAAGCAGAGCUGGAUGCGUGCGGUGCGAGGUUUGGGUAAAAUUGGGGGAGUCGGAUGCUUGGCCGCAUCCCUCCCGCCUGGCUGAUGAUAGGUAGCAUCUGCUGCCCUGGUCCAGGGCCAGGAUGGUGGGGGGCAUCCCUGCGGCUGUAAGGGUUCCCCCUUGAAUCGCUGAUAUGGCAAUGUGCCAAAUGCCUGAUUAAAUGUUUUCCUGUUCA